AUGGAGUUGCCGGUGAUAGAUCUCGAGUCCUACCUUAAUCUCUCUCUGGAGAUGGAGGGCGGCGGGGGGGGAUGUGAGGGGGAAGGGUUGGACCGCACGCUGCAGGAGAUGUGUUCCAUGGUGAGCAGGACGCUGAGGGAAACAGGGGCGCUGCUUGUGAAGGAUCCGCGGUGCUCUGCCGAGGACAAUGAUCGGUUCCUAGAUAUGAUGGAGAGAUACUUCGCGCGCUCCGACGAAUUCAAACGCCUCCAGACACGCCCGAACCUCCAUUACCAGGUUGCUUUUCUGUACUUUCUUAACACCCCCUCGUGUUUCUGGACCUUCGAGCAAUUCGCCCAGCUGUUUUAUGGUUGAUCAUGAAGUUUCUAGAUCGUAUACUUUAUUUUCUCCAUGGGAUCUAGGUUUCCAUACCUUCGGUGAAAAAUCAGAACGGCAUGCAGAAUGGCAUUGAUUUCUAAUCCGCUUGUCUCAUUGUGGUUAUGAUAGAAUACGUUUUUCCCCCCAUCAGGUUUCUAUGUGUUGGAUCGAGGCUGGAUCUUUAAAUUCCUGCAAUUUUUUCGCAGAAGCGUUUUUCGCUUGACUCUAUUUCAGGGUCCUUCUUGAGAGCAUAUAUUGCUGAGUGCACUGUGCUAACAAUUAAUCGUGAAGAUAGCAACAUAAUCAUUUUGUGUUCAACAACAAGAAUAGGUAGGAGUGACCCCAAAGUGUGUUGAGAUACCAAGGAGUCUGGUGGACGAGGAAAUGCAGGAGAAAGUAAGAAAGAUGCCGGAGGAAUUUCGACCGCUUUUACCCUCAGGGCCGGAUCCUAAAUGGAGAUUCAUGUGGAGAAUUGGCCCCCGACCAUCAAACACCCGCUUUCAGGUGCUGCAUUGUCCCGCAAUCAAAAGAAAGUGCGGUCUAUAUUCUCGUGCCCGAUUUAUGACUUAUUAUUCUUUUACUCUAGGAAUUGAAUUCUGAACCUAUUGUACCAGAAGGUUUUCCUGAGUGGAAGGAGACGAUGGAUUCUUGGGGACUCAAAUUGAUAUCUGCAGUUGAGGUGGCUUUGUUAUGUUUCUCGGAUUUCUUCUUGCUUCUUUUCGUGGAAUCUCCUCCUUCUCCCUCUCGGUGUCUCAGAUUCUGGUUUCUGACGCAGGUUGUUGCUGAGAUGGCAGCUAUUGGAUUUGGCCUGGAAAAGUAUGCAUUUACUACCCUUAUGAAAGAGGUAAACGGCAAUAGGGUUUAGCUGCGGUGUCUUUGUCUAUCUGCGUUGAAACGAAGCCAAACAAUUUAUAUGGAUUUUUUUCUUCUCUUGUGCUAUUCCAGUGAAUGAUUUCUUGUUGAAGUGCAUUGUUUUUCUAAUCAGUGAUCAAGUGAAUAACAAUGAAAAACACAUAACUCAGUCUAUCCAUUCACUGCUAUUGGAUUUAGGAUGGUUGGUUGAUAGAAGAAAAAAUUUUAUCGUGCGUUCUCGCUAAUUGAUACUGAAGUUAAAGGACUGUUUCUUGCUCGACUGUAACUUACAAUGAUUGUCUGUAGUCCAGCUGCGUUGCUCAGACCUGGCAUACACGUUAUAGGAAAAUAUAAUUCCAUUUUUUGAAUCAUCGAGAUUCAAGGAUUUAUUGUUCUAUUUUAUUUUUUGAUAAUAUGGAAAUGGCAUAUCUGAAUUUUCGAAUGGUUAAGUUUUUUUAGUCACUUUAUUUUUUGUUUACAUUCAUGAUAAGAUUUGCCAAAAUAACUCUGUACCCAAGCAUUCCAAUAAAAGGUGCAUCCCUACUCCAACAGUGCUCCAUUAAGAAUGACUGUGCAUGAUAAGGAUGUUGCUAGUAAGUAUUCUGCUGUAAUAAAAAAAUUACCUGUCUAUUUUUUGCUCAUCUGACAUACACAUGCUUUCGUUAAUCAGUUUAAUUCUCCAUACUCUAGGUGUUGCAGUUAGUCACGAACUAUGAUUCUGAAGUUUCCUAGAACGCUCAAGCUGAUCUUUAUGCUACGUCAUUAUGAAUUUUCUCCUUGAUGUUUGCGAGGAUUUUAAUUCAAAAUGCCAGGUUUUUCUUUAUAGUGAUAGUUAUUGAAACUUCAGCAUUAUAGACUUAAAGUUGCUAAUGAAAGAAUAUUCACUUUUUUCGCUGCUAAUAAUUGAAAGAUUCGAAUACUACCGGUAGUCAACUCAUUUCUGGAUCUUAGCUUUAAUGAUAGCUUCUGUAGAAGUUCAUUUCGGUGAAAAGACAACAAAAAGAAAGAAAAUUUCUGACAUCUUGAUCUUCAGCCUGAACAGUCAUCAUUGACAAUCUUUUCUUGAAAACUAGGGGCCCCACCUCCUUGCUCCAACAGGAAGUGAUCUUCAGGGCCAUGGGCAGAAGAACACCGUGUUUGCAGGAUAUCACUAUGACCUCAACUUUCUGACCAUCCACGGGAGGAGCAGAUUCCCCGGUCUAAAUAUCUGGUUAAGAAACGGGGAGAAAAUGGAAGUCAAUGUCCCCAUCGGGUGCCUUCUUGUCCAAGCCGGAAAAGAGGUAAUAUACAGUAUUCUUUCCUUGUGCUUGACAAGUUUUCCUCUCUGUUCAGUUGGCCUCCUUACUAAAUAUAACUAAAAGAUCAUUGCCCCCUCUUGUUCAAAGAAGGUAGGGAUACAAGAGGAUCAUAUCAAGAUCCCCUUUCAUCGCAGCUCCUGUUUAAGAGUGCCGGAGAUAUCUUCGAGCUCUUUUUUUCUUGAGAAAAUAAGAUUGAGAGGAGAUGCAUUUCAGUGCUUACCAUAAAGCACUAAGGACACCGUCUCUUCCCUGCCCGCUUCGUCUCUUCUAGAGAAGAACCAACUGAAGCCUAGCAUUCUGCAAAAGAAACCGUCACAAUGGACGACGUUAAGGCUAAAAACUUUAAAGAAGAGACAUCUCCGUUGAAAAUCCCACGAAGAACCAGCGCCAUCCUUCUCAGAGAACUGCCCAUCUGUUUGGCGUCACACCUCCUGCAUCCUUCAUCAUAUAUUUUUCACUCCACUUGGGUUGCGUGUAUCCAUGGUUGUUUCUUUGUCCAUUCAAUUUCUUGUGCAGUGUCCAUGAUCAAGAGAGUUAGGCACCUCGGAUCCUGAUGUCACUAGAUUAAUGACUCUAUUACCUAGUGGCUCUGCUUUGAUUCAUUCGCAGCUCGAAUGGCUAACCGGAGGAGAAUGCUUAGCUGGGAUGCACGAUGUCGCGGUGACUGACAGUACCCUUCGCUCAAUCGAAGCAGCCCGGAUCGAGGGCCGCAGCUUGUGGAGAGUCUCGUCAACGGUCAGUUGACCUGCAUCCCAACUUUCCUCCGAUUUCCUUCAAUAUCUUUCCAAAGGCUUGACCUCGGGUUGACGACGUUUUCUCCUCUGGGUCAACCAGCUCUUCGCCCAUAUUGCUUCAGAUGCCGUACUACAUCCUCUGGGCUGCUUCGCAGGAUCGCCAUUGGCACCCAAAUACCCACCAAUCUGUGCCGGGGAGUUCGUGGAGCAAGAGCUCUCUGUGAUCAAUCUGAAGGGCAAGCCAGCCUAA
Messenger RNA from Spirodela intermedia, 3491 nucleotides. NCBI's taxonomy places the organism in Eukaryota, Viridiplantae, Streptophyta, Magnoliopsida, Alismatales, Araceae. The record is from the annotation of a GenBank genome assembly.